Messenger RNA from Daucus carota subsp. sativus, 813 nucleotides. Its product is annotated as small ribosomal subunit protein uS17. Gene Ontology annotation, cellular component: cytosolic small ribosomal subunit; ribosome. Bases 158 to 637 code for a protein of 159 amino acids. Gene Ontology annotation, biological process: translation. Gene Ontology annotation, molecular function: structural constituent of ribosome. NCBI's taxonomy places the organism in Eukaryota, Viridiplantae, Streptophyta, Magnoliopsida, Apiales, Apiaceae. The transcript has 6 exons. The record is from RefSeq and is a predicted model, not a curated record.
AGAGAAGGGGUAAAAACGUAAAAUGAAAAGAGUUUAGGGUUUGUACAAGGGUAUAUAAUUGAGGGCAUUGUAUGUAUCUUCCUGUUUAACCCUCGAAGGCUCGAACACUCUCAUUCGUUGCCGCCGCUCACUAGUUGCUGCAACUCUCUCAUUAAUCAUGGCGGAACAGACCGAGAAGGCGUUUCUGAAGCAGCCCAAGGUGUUUCUCUGCUCGAAGAAGUCAGGAAAGGGAAAGAGGCCUGGAAAGGGAGGAAACCGUUUCUACAAGAGCGUUGGUUUGGGAUUCAAGACUCCCCGAGAGGCUAUCGAAGGUACCUACAUAGACAAGAAAUGUCCCUUCACUGGAGAUGUCUCUAUCAGGGGCAGAAUUCUUGCUGGCACUUGUCACAGUGCAAAGAUGAUGAGAACUAUCAUUGUUCGCCGUAACUACCUUCAUUAUGUCAAGAAAUAUCAGAGGUAUGAGAAAAGGCAUUCAAAUAUUCCAGCUCAUAUAUCUCCUUGCUUCCGUGUCAAAGAAGGAGACCAUGUCAUCAUUGGACAGUGCAGGCCUUUGUCCAAGACUGUGAGAUUCAAUGUCUUGAAAGUGAUCCCAGCAGGGUCUUCUGGAGGUGGCAAGAAGGCUUUUACUGGAAUUUGAGCUGUGUUGGGUCUUUUAUUUAGUUUUAUAGUAUUUGGAGAGAAUGGCUGUUAGAGACUCUGUUUAGGUGGAAUCCUCCCCCUAAGGGCCGAGUUACUCUUUGAAAGUUGAAAUUUUUGUAUGUGACCAAUUAAUGAAUUUCCUGUCAAGCAUGUUACAAGAUCUGUUUUGAAUUA